AUGGAAGUAGAAGCAAAUACUAGUUUACAAAAUCAAAUUAUAGAAUUAAAAGCAGAAUUAGAAAAGAUUACUAGACCAUCAAAUCAAUAUAUUAAAGGAAGACAAUGGUGCAAAACAUGCGAUCCAGAACGCUUAGUUGAAAGUUGGAAUAUUGAAAAUAAUCGCAUAAGUGAAUGUAUCUUAAACAAUGUAAAAAAAGCAAAUCAUUACGAUGACCCAUUCCUUGAAUACAUUCCUUAUGAAAAUUUUGAAAUUAUUAAAAGAAUUGGUGAAGGUAGCUAUGGAGUUGUAUAUCAUGCCAAAUGGCAUAAUGGUUUGAGAUAUUGUGAGGGGGGUGCUAGAUGUAAAAAAAAAGUAGCUGAUGUUGCCAUUAAAGAAAUAAAAAGUGGUUAUGAUGUAACCCUUGAUUUUAUAUCAAUGGUAAUGAAUAAUAAUAUUUAUGCGAUAAUAAAUUAUUGCUUUUAA
Entrophospora sp. SA101 is the source of this 465-nucleotide messenger RNA. NCBI's taxonomy places the organism in Eukaryota, Fungi, Glomeromycota, Glomeromycetes, Entrophosporales, Entrophosporaceae. The record is from the annotation of a GenBank genome assembly.